GGGGCUGGGGCCGCCAUGGCCGCGGCGGGCGCGGAGGGGCUGUUCGCCCUGGAGCUGCUGGUGGAGGCGGUGCGGGUGGCGGCGCCGGGCCCCACUCUGCGCCCGGCCGUGGCGCUGCGCCUCCUGGACUUCCCCACCCUCCUGCUGCGCCCCGCCGCCGCCGCCGCGCCGCCCCUGCGGCCGGGGCGGGCCUUCCCCUUCGGCCGCGGCAAGCGCUGCCUCUUCCGCUGGCGCCGGGCCUCGCUCUGUGCCGCGCUGCGCCGCCGACCGCUCCGCGCCCUGCUCCUGGCGCUGCCCGUUGGGCUCGCCCCGGGGUCCCCCCGCCUCCUCGGCAGCUGCGGCAUCUCCUUGGCCCCCGCCGCCGUCGAGCUGCUGCAGCGGCCCGGGGCGCCUGUCUCCUGCGGCCGCCGCGGCUGCUUCCCACUGCGGGACUCCGCGGGCCGCCCCGUCGGAGAUCUGGUCCUGGCCUACCGCCUCACUAGCCUGGAGGCCCGUGAGGAGUCGCCCCCGCCGAGCCCCACCAGCCCCGGCGCUGCCACGCUGCCCGCCGCUGCCAGGCUGCCCACCCCCUCCCCUGAGCUGGGGGGUGAGGAGGAGGGCGAGGAGCUGGAGGGCAACAUCUUCUGCCCUCCCGUGCUGUAUUACAGCCGCGAGCCUGCUAAGCCUCAUCGGCUGUCAGCAGCAGCGGCCACAGGAAAAUGGGAGCAUGUCGAGGCCUGGAGACCGCAGGAGCAAGACCAGGGCCAGAGCCCCCCACGUCCCAGUGCUGGGCCCUCACUGUUGCACCCCACCAGGCCUCAGCAGCUCCACGACACCCUGGGGCAGCUGCCACUACUCAGCGCCUUGCUGGCAGAGCUGUCGGUGCUCACCCGCAAUGCUACACCUGCUGCUGUCCACCCACAUCUGGCCUGGCUCUACCAGGCCCCAGGGAGUGGUGGCACGGCCUCACGGCCCCCGGACCCCACCCAAUCCUCUGCCCUCGAGCCUGCAGAGGCACCUGUAGGGCCAGGUGGGAGCAGUGGAGCUGCCAGGCCUCGAUUGAAGCAAGGCCAGCAAGAGGCCACCUCACCAGGGUCUUCUUGGGCUGGGAGAGGACCUAAGGGAGCUGUACCCCAGGGAGAGACAGGCUCUGUAAGGAACUGCAGAACCAAGGAAAACAGACCUCCCAGAAGGAAACUAUUGUACGGGCUGACAAAUACACUGAGGCUACGGCUGCAACAGACCAAUCCUGAUAAGCUGAUAAUUCAUGAAAGAAGAGAGCAGUACAGAAAAAAGCAAAUGGAGAUGCUGAAGGAGAGAAGCCCUUUAUCCAAAAGAAAGCUGCUCAGAAAUGCUGGAGAACAGGGUGUGGUUUCUUACAGGCAGUCUAGCAAGGGAGACAGUUCAAAACAGAAUAAUCAGUUUGGUAAAACUGUUGAGACUUCAUUACAAAACAGUGCUCUCACAGAGUAUGUUUCCGUGACAGGAGAUGUGUUCCCUGACCUGCAGAAGAAACAGGCUAUUGCAAGUCUAUUGCAGAAUGAUGAAAUUGCAAGCAAGGAAUGUCCAUGCAAAGUAACUACAGCCCCUUUCCUGGAGGAAACUGUAUUAAAAUCUGCUCACAUGGAAAAGUGUGCAAAAGCCCAACUCCCAGCAGUUUUCCCAUCAGAUGCUAAUGCAAAGGGAAGUAAUGAGGAAGCAAUACACUUAAUCCAUCGUAAAACCAGGGAGCAUGAUGAUGCAUCUGUUGUAAGUGAUCAUAAACCAAGCCCCAGCAGGAGUGUUGAAAACAACUCUGAAUUCAUAUACUCAGAUGACUUCAUUGCUAGUCCUGAGAACACAGUUUAUUCAGAAGAUUUCACCAGUGCUGAGUGUACAGGCAAAGACUCAGAGGCUCUUAACAGCAGCCCUGAACCUCUGUGGCUUGAAAGCCCAAAGCAAGGUUGGUCAGAUACAGAGCUGGAAUCCAGCAGGUCCCGAAUUUCAAAGACAAGUCAAAGAGCUGAAAGUACUUCAGAUCUUCUGCCAGUUCCUUCAGUUUCAUCUCCAGUCCAGCCGUUGAAGACAAACCGUGACUUAAAAACCAGCAAGAGAACUAGUGGUGAAUCUGUUGAUUCACUUAAUGAUGCCUCCAUUCAGGCAAGUUUAUUGGAUGAAGAGCAGGAAGCCCAACAGAUCAAUAAGGAAGAGAACUGGGGUGAUCAGCGUAUUAAACAAGCAUCUACACUGAGAACAACAGUUAGCUCUGAUACUGAUCUGACUAUAGGAAGGGAGCAGACCUCUGCAGAAAAAAGCCAGGCAGUAACUCAAGUUAGCUCUUACUUGCCAUCUAUAAUGCCUGAUCUUGAACUUAGUGUCCUGGAAAACAGCAUGUCAGACAAAGAGGAUGAUUUCCUGGGAAAACUACAUGUUCCUAAUCAAUACAAAGACAUCAGUGAACUUGUAAUAAACAAACUUCCGGGAUACACAAUGUGAUUGCAAGUGUUCACUGUCU
Gavia stellata (red-throated loon) is the source of this 2473-nucleotide messenger RNA. RefSeq names its product microtubule associated protein 10 (gene MAP10). Bases 16 to 2454 code for a protein of 812 amino acids. Gene Ontology annotation, biological process: cytoplasmic microtubule organization; mitotic spindle midzone assembly; positive regulation of cytokinesis. Gene Ontology annotation, molecular function: microtubule binding. Gene Ontology annotation, cellular component: midbody; mitotic spindle pole; mitotic spindle midzone. Lineage: Eukaryota; Metazoa; Chordata; Aves; Gaviiformes; Gaviidae. The transcript has a single exon. The record is from RefSeq and is a predicted model, not a curated record.